Molecule: messenger RNA, 516 nt
Organism: Iphiclides podalirius (scarce swallowtail)
Lineage: Eukaryota; Metazoa; Arthropoda; Insecta; Lepidoptera; Papilionidae
Source: the annotation of a GenBank genome assembly
AUGUGUCGCAUAUGUCACGGCGGCGACACGUUAUCACAGGAACUGGGCAGUUUAAUAUCGGCUUGCUCUUGCCGUGGUACAGUUGGCAGAGUGCAUGUGAGAUGCUUGGAGCGGUGGCUGACGGAGUCUGGCAAGUCGAGAUGUGAAUUGUGCGGUAUCACUUACAUUACCCGGCGCGUCCACCGGUAUGGCGUGCCCAGAGCUCUAGUCAUGUGGAUUUUGAGCCAGAAUACUAAACAGUUGAUGGUGGACACCUUGGGUAUCAUGCUGAUGUCACCGCUCGCCGUUCUAGCGGCAUGGCUCUCUGGAAAGACGCUCGCAACUUUAAUAUCGCAGGAGAACCAUACUUCUCCAGCGCCCUGGCCUCUUGCUUCAACUUUCGUCCUAGCCUGCAUGACCCUCGUUUGCUAUUACUGUUGGAUUGUGUCGGCGGCGACGCGGCACGCACUUAGCUGGUGGAUCUGGUACCGGUCCCAGUACGAAGUUAGGCUGCAGUUGAACAGCGACCCUGAAGAU